GGUAGCCGAUUUAGCUGUGAUCCCUAUCAUAAUGAGUAGAGUUUUCGAAAUCGUCAAAUCUCCAGACAGAAGUGCCCUGGUUAAUAUCCUACUUAUUGGCAAAGGUGUGGUACUAAGAAGCAUGCCAGGGAUACUAGCAGAUAUGACAUCUCGCGAAAUUGAUAAAAUGAAAGAUAUUAUUGGAAAAAAUAUGCUUUUCUGUGAAGAUGAUGACGUCAAAGAUUUGUUGAAAGAUAUUCAUUUAUUCUUCGAACAUCAACCUUUUGAAUACACAGUGUGGCGAUUAUUUUCUGUUAAUACUUCCAUGAAUGUAGUUGCAUUCAAAAUGGUUGUUAGUUACACUCUCGCUAUGAUUCAGUUUGCACACUUUUUUGGUUAAAAAUAAUAUGUUUAUGAUAAGUAAAAUAAG
Helicoverpa zea (corn earworm) is the source of this 409-nucleotide messenger RNA. RefSeq lists its product as uncharacterized. Lineage: Eukaryota; Metazoa; Arthropoda; Insecta; Lepidoptera; Noctuidae. The coding region runs from base 32 to 379 and encodes 115 amino acids. The record is from RefSeq and is a predicted model, not a curated record. The transcript is spliced from 3 exons.